Mercurialis annua (annual mercury) is the source of this 6293-nucleotide messenger RNA. Its product is annotated as nuclear pore complex protein GP210. Lineage: Eukaryota; Viridiplantae; Streptophyta; Magnoliopsida; Malpighiales; Euphorbiaceae. The transcript has 36 exons. The coding region runs from base 226 to 6033 and encodes 1935 amino acids. The record is from RefSeq and is a predicted model, not a curated record.
ACUAAACUGUUUAUAUUUCUCUGUUUCCGUUCGCCUCAGAGAAAAACCGCUAAAACCCUGGAUUCUAGGGUUUUCCAUUUUGAUCUUCACUACACACUCAGUUUUUUCUAAUUUCCCUCCAUUUCUUGCUUUCAAUUAAAUUACAGUUAAAACUCAGUUCUACUCAUUUCUAUUAUGCUGUUAAUCACACUAUUUGAGCCAAAUCUUCUGCUAGAUUAAAAAAAAAUGAUGCGAAUUGCAUUUUUGGUAGUUUUUAUCCUCUUUGUCGAGGAAACGGCGUCGCAUUUGAGCUCUGGACCUCACAUUGCAGAUGUGAAUAUACUCUUGCCUCCUAAAAUGACUCAUCCUGUUGAGUAUCGCCUUCAAGGCAGUGAUGGCUGCUUCAAAUGGUCAUGGGAUCACCAUGAUUUUUUAUCUGUCCUACCUGAAUAUAAUAUAAGCAGCCACUGUUCCACGAGUGCACGGUUGAGAUCAAUUGCAUCUUUUAGUGGUAGAAAGGAAACUGCAGUUUAUGCUGCUGAUGUCAAUUCAGGAAUUGUUAUUCGUUGCAAGGUUUUUAUUGACAACAUUUCCAGAGUUCAGAUAUUCCAUAAUUCUAUUAAACUGGAUUUGGACGGAUUAGCUACUUUGCGUGUUCGUGCUUUUGAUAAUGAAGAUAAUGAGUUCUCAUCAUUAGUGGGUCUGCAAUUCAUGUGGCAUCUAUUACCAGAAACUGGUGAACAAUCUCACCACCUUGCUCAUGUUCCUCUGAAGGAUUCUCCUUUAAGUGACAGUGGCGGUCUAUGCGGUGAUUUAAACAUCCGAAUAAAACUUGAAGAUAGUGGUGUAUUUUCGGAUUUGUAUGUGGUUAAAGGGGUUGAUAUUGGCCAUGAAAAUGUUUCUGUGCAUUUGCUUGAGCCUCAAAGCACGCGCAUGGCUGAUGAGGUUGUUUUAACAGUAGCAGAAGCAAUGUCACUUGAGCCUCCUUCUCCUGUUUAUGUUCUCAUUGGUGCUGCUCUUCAAUACAAUCUUAAAAUUAUUCGUGGAAAUAUCCCACAAGUGGUAGCUCUACCAUCUCCACAUCAUAUUUGGUCCAUUUCAAACUCCUCUUUGGCUGAGGUGGACUCUGUUAUGGGUUUUGCUCGUGCACGGAACCUAGGGGCAACAACAGUUAUUGUAGAAGAUAAUAGAGUUGCUGGCCACAUACAAAUGUCUUCACUGAAUAUUGUACUACCAGAAAGUUUACAUUUUUUUAUAAUGCCAUUGUCCAUUUCUGGUGAUCCUGUUGAAGAGAUGAAAGCCAUCUCAUCUACGGAGAUUUGGUAUGUUGUUUCUGGUCGUAAGUAUCUUAUUCAAAUGAAGGUUUUCUCACGGGGACCUGUUGCACAUGAAUUAUACAUUACAGAGAGUGAUGAUCUUAAGCUGCAUGAUGAGCAGUCAGAUCAUUGGACAACUUUUAUGCUGUCAGAGGAUGUUGAGGCCAAUUAUGGCUGGAAAAAUUAUAGAAUCCUCAGAGCAACCUCACCGGGACUUGGAGAAUUGACAGCUUCUUUAACUUAUUCUGUUAGGCACCAGGGGGAAAAGGAGGUUAUUCACAAUGUGCAAGAGAUAAUUGUUUGUGAUCAAGUCGUGUUGAGUUUGGAUAGGACAAGUAGCGCAUCCCAGUAUAUUCUCCUUCCCUGGGCUCCUGCCAUUCAGCAGGAGUUGGAACUAAAGGCUGCUGGAGGUUGUGCAAAAGAAUUCGGUGAUUACAAAUGGUUUUCUUCUGAUGCCGCAACUGUAUCAGUAUCUGCAUCUGGGGUUGUUCAGGCAAAGAAGCCUGGUAAAGCAACAAUCAGAGUAGUUUCCGUUUACGACUCCUUCAAUUACGAUGAGGUUGUCGUUGAGGUUUCUAUUCCAUCAUCUAUGAUUAUGCUACAAAACUUCCCUGUAGAGACUGUUGUAGGAUCAUAUCUUCAUGCUGCUGUGACGAUGAAAGCAUCUAAUGGUGGCUUCUUUUUUAGUUGUAAUGCUUUUCACUCCUUCAUAAGAUGGAAAACAGGAAGUGAGUUUUUUGUUGCCGUCAAUGUGACAGAGGAUCCAUCUUUUUUAGAAAAGCCAGGAAAUAGUAAUCUCCAUAGUCAUGGUCCAGCGUGCUCAUGGGCCUAUGUAUACGCUUCUGCUUCUGGUCAGACCAUGCUGCAUGCAACACUAUCAAAGGAACUUAGCCUCUAUGAUCUUUCUUUUCAUAGAUCUAUCAUUUUGAAAGCAUCAAUAGGCAUUGCAGCAUAUUUACCGCUCACUGUGCGUCAAGUAGGUGAUGGAAACCAAUUUGGUGGGUACUGGUUUGAUUUGACUGAUGUUGGAGUAAGUAAUCAUCUAGAAAAAUUGGAAGUGCUACAUCUUGUCCCCGGAACAAGUUUGGACGUUGUUCUUCUAGGAGGACCUGAGCACUGGGAUAAAGGUGUUGACUUCAUUGAAACUGUGGAAAUAUUGGACGACAAACACAGUCAUGUUAAAGAUGGGGUACUUCCUGUGUCUGGAGGAUAUCAGAGUAUGUACAGAGUUUCGUGCCAAAGACCAGGAAAAUUUAAAUUGGUUUUUAAACGUGGGAAUAUGGUUGGGGACGACCACCCUCUUCCAGCAAUAGCAGAAGUAGUACUGUCUCUUACGUGUAGCAUUCCUUCUUCAAUUGCAGUCAUAGUUGAUGAAUCUGUUAACAGUCAUGAAGCCAUAAGGAGUGCAGUUCUUGCCGAACGUAGCAUAGGGAAUAUCCAUGGUACUCCAGUUACUGUAGCAAAUGGGCAAACUAUUCGGGUAGCUGCAGUGAGCAUUGAUAGUUCAGGAGAAGCUUUUGCAAACUCAUCUUCUCUUUCUUUGAAAUGGGAGUUGAGCAGCUGUGAAGGGUUGGCAUAUUGGGAUUAUGCAAAUGAAGCCAGGAGGUCUAAGUCAAUUUGGGAGAAGUUUUUGGUCUUGCAAAAUGAUUCAGGAGAGUGCAUAGUUCGUGCUACUGCUGUUGGCUUCUCGGAUACCAUGCAUAGUUUUCUUUCGUCCAAAUUGUCAAUUGGGGACAUGGUUCUUACAGAUGCUAUACGUUUGAAGAUAGUUUCCUCACUGAGAGUCAAUCCAGAGUUCAAUUUGUUAGUUUUUAAUCCCAAUGCUAAGGCAAAUCUAUCAAUUUCUGGGGGAAGCUGUUCCUUGGAAGCUUCCGUGAAUGUUUCAAAUGUGGUGGAAGUUAUACAAUCCCCACCAGGCCUGCAAUGCAUGCAGCGAACAAUCUCUCCUAAAGGGCUGGGGACUGCAUUGGUGACAGUUCAUGAUAUUGGGCUUGUUCCUACUGUUGCGGUUUCUUGUGUGGUCCAAGUAGCAGAAGUAGACUGGAUUAAGAUUGUAUCAGGAGAAGAAAUUAGCCUUAUGGAAGGAGAGUCAGCAUUCAUAGAUCUAAUGGCUGGGACUAGUGGGGGGAAAACUUUUGACCCUAAUCAGUUCACUUACAUGGAAAUUCAUGUAUGGAUUGAGGACGGUAUAGUUGAACUUCUGGACGACAGUGUACCAGAAACUGGUGGUGUGUAUAUUCGUGGAUCAAAGUUUAAAAUUAUUGCUAAGAAUCUAGGGAUCACAACUCUUCAUGUCACUGUCAAACAACAUUCUGGACAUGAAAUACUGAGCCAACCUAUAAAGAUAGAAGUUUAUGAACCAUUAAGAAUUCAUCCACAGGAUAUAUUCUUGGUACCAGGCUCAUCUUAUGUGCUUACUGUGAAAGGAGGCCCAACUAUUGGUGUGUAUGUUGAAUAUGUUUCUUUGGAUGAUGGAAUAGCAACUGUUGACAGAUUUUCUGGGAAGCUAUCAGCAAUUUCACCUGGAAACACAACGAUUCUCUCCACAAUUCAUGGGAAUGGAGAUGUUGUGAUGUGUCAAGCAUAUAGCAAUGUAAAAAUUGGAGUUCCUUCUUCAGCAUUAUUAAAUGUACAAAGUGAACAACUUGAUGCUGGAAAUUAUGUACCCAUAUAUCCUUCAUUUCCCGAGGGUGAUCUAUUUUCCUUUUAUGAGCUCUGCAAAAAUUAUAAGUGGACUGUAGAUGCUGAAAAGGUGUUGGGAUUCUACGAGGCAAAAGCCUUACAUGGUGAAAAGAAUUGCUUGCAAUUGAAUGAUGAUAAAGAUCUUGGUUUUACCAAACUCUUGUACGGAAGGUCUGCAGGAAGGGCAAGCAUUGCACUUACAUUCUCAUGUGAUUUUCUAUCCACUUCUUUCUCAGAGACAAGGCUUUAUGAUGCAUCCCUAUCAUUAUUGGUUGUUCCUGAUCUCCCUCUUGCUCUUGGAGUUCCAAUGACAUGGAUUCUCCCCCCUCAUUACGUUACAUCUAGUAUUUUGCCGUCAUCGCUGGAAACACAUGGUCAAUGGGAUGGUCAGAGUCAUAGAGGAACGAUUGCGUAUUCAUUGCUAAGAAGUUGUGAAAAGAAUGAUGGUUGGCACAAAGACGCAAUUUCUAUAGAUGGGGAUAGAAUAAGAACUGCGGAAAGCAACAGUCUUGCCUGCAUACAAGGCAAAGAUCGAACCACCGGAAGGAUAGAGAUUGCUUCUUGUGUAAGGGUAGCCGAGGUGGCUCAAAUAAGAAUAACAAAUAAGGAGUUUCCCUACCAGGCAAUUCAUGUUGCUGUUGGUGCUGAAUUUGAUCUUCCCAUAAGCUAUUUUGAUGUUUUAGGAAAUGCCUUCUAUGAAGCACAUGAUGUCGUUCCUUAUCAUGCUGAAACUAACUAUCAUGACAUUGUUUCUAUUGAUGACACCAAAUGUACCAGUGAGAAAAUUCAUUUGAAGGCAUUGCGAUACGGGAGAGCUCUUUUGCGAGUAUCAUUCAAGAGUAGUCCACAAAAAUCUGACUUUAUGCUGAUAUCUGUUGGUGCUCAUAUAUAUCCUCAAAAUCCUGUCCUUCAUCAUGGGACUUCCCUUGAUUUUAGUGUUGAAGGCACCGGCGAUCAAGUCUCUGGCCUUUGGCUAAGUGCUAAUGAGAGCGUCGUGUCUGUAGAUAUGCCAUCUGGAAAAGCUAAAGCAGCUGGGAGAGGUUCGACAAAAGUAAUUUUUGAAUCUUCAAGUAUGAAGCUGCAAACAGAAGUUACAGUGAUAUCGGGAAAUAUUGCUUCUGUUGAUGCUCCGAAAGAGAUGUUAACAAAUGUUCCUUACCCAACAAAAGGUUAUAGCUUCUCUGUGAAGUUCAGUGACGAUGGCAAUCAGUUUGACGCUGUUGGAACUGGUAAAGAAAUAUCAUAUGAUUGUAUGGUUGAUCCUCCUUUUGUUGGGUAUGCAAAGCCAUGGAUGGACAUUGACACGGGAAAUCACUACUGCCUCUUCUUCCCAUACUCACCAGAGCAUUUGGUACAUUCGACACCUAGAUUGAAGAACAUGAAGCCAUAUAUGUCUGUUUCAAUUAAUGCUUCUCUCAGAGAAGCCAGCCAUAUUUCUGGAUCUGCAUCGGCUCUUUUUAUUGGAGGAUUUUCUAUAUUGGAGAUGGAUAAGGACAAGAGUUUAAUGCAGUUGAAUCUGACACCAGAUGCAAACAAGAGUCUCCUAACCAUCUUGGGCAAUUCAGAUGUUGACAUCCAAUGGCAUAAACGAGAUUUGAUGAAGAUCAGUUCCAUUUAUAGAGAGGAUUUUGGUAUUGGUUGCCGUGUGCAGUAUGAGGUCAAAGUGCUAAGUCACAUGAGAUUUAAGGAUAAGAUUAUUAUCAGACUUCCGGCCAAUGAUCAAAGAGUGGAAAUAGAUGUAAACUAUGAACCUGAAGCAAGCGUCUUUUUAUCAAACUCGUUGCUGUUUAUGCUGACAUGUCUCGUCGGGCUAGUGGCAAUAAUAUUUAGCUACCGAGAUUACUGUAGGAGGCCCAACAGAACUCAGCCGUAUACAUCCCUUGCUACUCCUACUAUUGCAGCACCUCGUACACCUGAGCACAGCAGUCCCGUUUUGACUGAUCAGUCCCCUAGAACUCCUCAACCUUUUGUAGAUUACGUGAGGAGGACAAUCGAUGAAACUCCAAACUACAAGCGAGAAGCUAGGAGGAGGUUUAAUCCGCAGAACACGUACUAAUGUCUUUCACCCUUCCAUCUAACCAUGCGUGUCGUAUUGAGCAUAAUUGCAUUUGAUUGUAAGAUUUUGUUCGAAGUUUUGACCUAACAUUGUAUAAAUUAGUGGAUAGCUAUUGUAUUUUGUAACUGGUAGGAAUACGCUACUUCUUGAAUUAAAGCAGUGUGCAUUAUUCAGGAUUAAUCAUUCAACAUCAAGUCUAGAAAUCAGUUUGUAAUUCCAACUAAUGCUUAUGUUUUGUAGAAAAAAGCUGAAUUCCAAUA